AGCGUACUGCAGGGCGGGGGUAUGUUUUCUCACGUCAACAGAUUAAAUAUAUACAGUACUCUUCUCUAACCUUGAAAUUUAAAGGCAAGCCGGCAAUAUUUCCCGAAAUUCGAUUAAUCCAAAACGGAAUCAUUGUUAGGAGAGGACUGGCGUCGAAGCAACAACAGCGCAUCGGACAGGGUGGACCAUUCCUUUACUUGUUUGGGCUUGAGGAUGCUGCAGCGGUGGGCAUUGCAAAUUUGCAAGUGAACGUCACCACUCCCUGGUUGAACUUCAAGCUACCCAACGUUAGUGCUGUUAUGUGCCUCUCCUCCUGACACCAACCGAGCCGCAAAUAUGAUGCCGAUGAUCUUGACAGUGUACCUCAGUGAUGGAGAGCAGGCUUUAACGGAGGUACCCAUCACCCCAGAAACCUCAUGCCGUGAUGUGGUGGAGUUUUGCAAGGAGCCUGGAGAGAGCGGCUGCCAUCUGGCUGAAGUGUGGCGAGGCAAUGAGCGAGCCAUUCCAUUUGAACACAUGAUGUAUGAGCACUUGCAGAAGUGGGGCCCUCGUAAACAAGAGGUGAAGUUCUUCCUCAGACACGAAGAGUCACCAACCGAGAGCAGUGAUCAAGGGAGCCAGCAGUCUCAAGAGCAGGCCAACCGCAGGGCUGGAAGCAGUGGAGAAAAGAAUGAGAAUGGGGUGGGGAGCCCCCGUGUGGAGCUCACGCUGUCAGAGCUGCAGGAGAUGGCCACACGGCAGCAGCAACAAAUUGAGGUGCAACAGCAGAUGCUUGUCGCUAAGGAGCAGCGUCUGCGCUACCUGAAGCAGCAGGAGAGACGGCAGCAGCAGUCAGUGUCUGAGACAGAGAAGCUGCAGAGGCUGAAGGACCGCGUGGAGAACCAGGAGGCCAAACUCAAGAAGAUCCGUGCCAUGAGGGGCCAGGUUGACUACAGCAAAGUCAUCAAUGGCAACCUGUCUGCCGAGAUCGAGCAGGUGAGCGGGUUGUUCCAGGAGAAGCAGGCGGACCUGCAGGCGGCCGUGCUGCGGGUGGAGCAGCUGAGCCUGCAGCUGGAGGACCUGCGGAGAGGCAAGCUGAACAACCUGCAGUCCGCCCUGGGAGGACAGGUGUCCAAUACCGCCGCUCUGGAGCUGCGCAAACUCUACCAGGAGCUGCAGAUAAGAAACAAGCUGAACCAGGAUCAGAACAGCAAGCUGCAGCAGCAGAAGGACCUGCUGAACAAGCGCAACGUGGAGGUGACGCUGAUGGACAAGCGCAUCACCGAGCUGCGCGACCGCCUCUACAAGAAAAAAGCUGAGCUCAACCGGACUAAUCGGCCGCCGUCUCCCCAGCCGGCCCCAGGGACAGUGGGUCGCGUGGCAGCCGUGGGGCCGUACAUCCAGGUCCCUGUGCCGGGGACGCAGGAGAGUGGGUACUCUGUGCCGGCAGACCCCCUCAAGCCCCAGUCGCUGGGCGUCAACGUCCCCAACAACCAAGCCCGCUUGAAAUCAGUGGCGGAUUCUGUGAGAAAGCCCCCCAGCUCAUGGAAGGUGUCAGAUUUAGACAUCGUUGUGGACCCUGUACCGGCACCCCUUCAAGAAGCUCAAAUGGGGCCCGGGGCCCCCUCCAGUUUGGAAGGUCCUUCCCCUAACGAAGCCAGCUGGCCCACACUAGGCAAGGGCAAUGCCUUGCUAAAACCCCCAGACUGGAGAGAGUCUGAGAUUGACACUCAAGGCACCACUCCACCUCCCAGCUCCCCCUCCGGUACCACCACAGACAAGGUGAUGGACUCAAACAAGAUGACCGUCUCCUCCCCUGCCAUAUCCAAGCCCCAGCCCCCGCCUUACGGCUCGCACCUCAUCUCGGCGGCCUACAACAGCUCGCUGGAGCGCCGCAAAGACGUGCCUCCCCCUCGACCUCACCCCAACCCCCCGGCCCCCUCCUGGCCCCGUGUGCCUCCCCCAUCCGGCUCGUCCUCUCAGCAGAUUCAGCAGCGCAUAUCAGUGCCCCCCAGCCCCACCUUCCAGCCAAACUCACCGCUCUUCCCCCCAGGGCUGGGGGAGCGGCUGGACCCGCCCCUCGCCGUGGCCGUUCGCCCCUUCAUUCCAGACAGAGGGUCGCGGCCGCAGUCGCCCCGCAAGGGCCCGGCCACCAUGAACUCUAGCUCUAUUUACCACAUGUACCUCCAGCAGGCGGCGCCAAAGAGUCACCCUCUCAAACCCGCUCUCAAAGCAGUGUAUGGAAAACCUGUUCUCCACUCGGGCUCCACACCCCCAUCCCCUCUGCCCUUCAUGCUGUCAGGAGGGCCCUUCCCUGCAUUCCAGGGCCACGAAGAUUCUUUCGAUGGCGAAGCGACAGAUCUGGAAGGUGGCCAUGCCCCGGAGUCCUCAGCCCCCCCUCCCAACGUCGAGAACAUCCCGCGGCCUCUGAGCCCCACCAAGCUGACGCCCAUGGUGCACUCGCCGCUGCGCUACCAAAGCGAUGUUGACCUGGAGGUGCUGCGCAAGAAGCUGGCCAACGCCCCUCGGCCACUGAAAAAGCGCAGCUCGAUCACGGAGCCCGAGGGCCCCGCGGGGCCCAAUAUCCAGAAGCUGCUCUACCAGCGCUUUAACACGCUGGCGGGGGGCAUAGAGACUUCUGUUGUCGGGGGAAAUGGGGGAGGGGGGGCCGGGGGAGGCACACCCUUCUAUCAGCCCGCCAAUCCGCCAGACUACCCUUGCGUUAACAUGGCAGCGGACGCCGACAACGGGAAUCCCCCUCCACAGACAACCGGCGCUGAGGGACCAGCCUCAGAAGCUCUCCCUCCGCCAAACGACACCAACGACAACCAGGCCCUUGCAUCGGCCCCGGAGGGCCUCUUGAAUCCCCCCGAACCGGAGGAGUCUGAGGAUAACCACAACAACAAUCUCGAGGGUCUAGUGGUCAUGCUUCCCAGCCCGGUGCUCGAGGUCAGCUCUCCAGAGGAUGCCGGGACUACGCCCUCACCAGCAGUGGAGAAGCGUACUAACUUGAAGAAGGCCAACUCUGAGCGUACAGGCCAUGGCCUCAGGGUCAAAUUCAACCCCCUGGCCUUGCUGCUGGACGCCUCACUGGAAGGAGAGUUUGACCUGGUGCAGAGAAUCAUCUAUGAGGUGGAAAACCCCAGCACUCCCAAUGAUGAGGGCAUCACCCCAUUACAUAACUCUGUCUGCGCCGGGCAUCACCACAUAGUCAAGUUCCUGCUCGACUUUGGUGUCAACGUCAAUGCUGCGGACAGUGAUGGCUGGACUCCCCUGCACUGCGCGGCGUCUUGUAACAGCGUGCACCUGUGCAAGGUCCUGGUAGAGUCGGGUGCUGCAAUCUUUGCCAGUACCAUCAGCGAUGUUGAAACUGCUGCAGACAAGUGUGAAGAGAUGGAGGAAGGCUUCAUUCAAUGUUCCCAGUUUCUCUAUGGUGUUCAGGAAAAGAUGGGGGUGAUGAACAAGGGCGUUGUGUAUGCCCUCUGGGAGUACGAUGCCCAGAGCCCAGACGAGCUGUCGUUUGCAGAAGGGGACGCCAUCACCAUUCUGCGGCGGCAAGAUGACAACGAGACAGAGUGGUGGUGGGGUCAUCUCGACGACAAGGAAGGCUACGUGCCACGCAACCUGUUAGGGCUAUACCCCAGAAUAAAACCCCGCCAGCGUUCCCUUGCGUAAUUCUCCUGUCCCUCUAUCCCUGGUGAACAUCAAGACUACAGACAUCACUCAACACCUGAGGAAAAACAUGGUGCCUGGUGCUCCCCUCCUGCAUCUCCCUCUGCCAUACAUUAGCCUCAUACUUCUACAACCUGUGAACAAUGAAGCUUGAGACUUAACCCCCCCCCCCCCACACACACACACACAUCAAGCUAUCAAGAGCAUCCCCCUGUCAACCACUGAUUUACUCCAACAGACACCAGUUCUAGGCUCGCCAUUUCAUACUCCCUCUCUGUCCAGCAAGAAUUCAACAAUAAACAACUGAUUUUUAUUAUUAUUGAAUACUUACACGUAUUCAUUGGAGAUCACCCCCCUCCCCCAAAACAUACCACUGCUUCGUGUAAGUGCGUGUGCAUGCGUGACAGUGAUGAACUUUGUGUGGGCUUUGUACAUUUACAUUUAGGCAUUUAGCAGAUGCUCUUGUCCAGAGCGACUUACAGUAAGUACAUUCCCCCGAGGCAAGUAGGGUGAAGUGCCUUGCCCAAGGACACAUCAUUUCUGCACGGCCGGAUAUCGAACCGGCAACCUUCUGAUUAAUAGCCAGAUUCCCUAACCGCUCAGCCAUCUGACUCCUUUGUAGGAUGAUAACGAAAUUGAGAAGUGUGUUUUAUGUGAAAAGGGUUGACAACAUCAGUUUAUAAAUUGAAAAUUUGUUUUUUUUGGCAGCCAUAGAGAGGGAUAAAAGAAAACAAAUCUAUGCAUAGAAUCUGAUUUAAUGACAGUGUUAUACAAUCAUAAGUGGGAUCUUGAUACAAGUACACUUCUUAUUUCAAUAAUCAAGUUGUUCUAUUUCACUUCAGUAAAUGCUCCCCAAGGUAUUUCAGAAUAGGCUUUCUUAUCAUUGCCUUAUUUCCUUUUAAAUUCAGAUUAUUUGAUCUCUACACUUUAUUUUAAUGUUUUACUUGUAAUUAAGUAGAAUGGGCAGUCCUCUCCUUCAGUAUGGUCUUUAACUUGUAUUCAUACAGUAGAAAAUUUGACAUUUUGAAACGUUUUUGGGGAGAAGGCUAUACAUAUGUGCAAGGUUUCACCAUCACCCAAAUUGUACUAUUGAAAAUCAUUUAGAAAAGAACACUUGCAGGUAAGUGUUUUUUUAUUUUUUUAUUUACAGUAUUAGAGAGUGUGUGUGAGAGAAAGAGACCAAGCACUUGACCUAACUGGAUCAAUUUUCACCAUCUCAACUGUCAUUUUCUAUUGGUGGCAUAGGUUUUUAUUUGCAUUCUGUUCCCCAAAUCUAACCAUAUUUUCAUUCAUGUGACAUGAGAUUGGUAAUCCUAGUUAGACACGACACGGCCUUUCCCUGAAUCAACUCUGUAAAUACUGUGUGAGGAGUUUAGUGUUUGAGUGUGUAUGAAGACUGUACUCAUGCUGUUCAGUAAAUGUGCACAAUAAAAUGGUCCGAGCAUGA
Molecule: messenger RNA, 5098 nt
Organism: Osmerus eperlanus (European smelt)
Lineage: Eukaryota; Metazoa; Chordata; Actinopteri; Osmeriformes; Osmeridae
Gene: ppp1r13bb
Product: protein phosphatase 1, regulatory subunit 13Bb
Exons: 19
Coding region: 337-3654 (1105 amino acids)
Biological process (GO): regulation of apoptotic process
Cellular component (GO): nucleus
Molecular function (GO): p53 binding
Source: RefSeq, a predicted model, not a curated record